AUGGAAACAGAAAGAUCCAACCCCAUUGCUUCACAAAUGCAGUAUGUACCAAUUACUCUUGAAGAAGAAAUAUUUGGAUCUCAAUAUAUGGACACGCUUAAUUCACCAGAUGAUGGUAAUACUGCCAAAGUUACUGGAUCAAUAACCCUGCAAACACCUCCUGAAACAUGCUCUUUAUGCAAUAAUUCUGUUCUAUUAUCCAAACUCAAUGAAGUUAACUUGGAACCGAUUGCAAAAUUAACCUGUGUUCAUACCUUUCAUCUUAAAUAUAUUGUCAACUCUCUAAAGGAAAAUCCAGAUUGUUUCUACUGUCGUCGAUCUAUCUAUUCCAAUGAUGAUAAUGAUGACAUCUUACACCUACAAGAAAAAAACUUUAAAGUGGAAAAGUUUCUCAAAGAAUUAUCUCUUUGGCCAAUAGUAUUUACUCAAUUACCUGAUCCAGAAAAUGAGAAGAUAGAGAAUUCCUCAACUCCACAAAUGGAUUUUCCUAAAAUACAUGACAAAAUUCUUAAAGAUGAGAAGAAUCUUGAAAAACAAACACGUAAGAUGAUCUAUACAAAAUAUGAAAUUCUUGACUCAUAUUACCUUCUUGAAAAAGCAUUAGAGGAUAAGUCAGCAGAGUUAAAGUCUAAAAAUCCAUUCCAUUCUGCCCAAAUUAUACUUAAUAAGGAAAUUAGAUAUCCUAUGGCCAGUCAAGUUAUCAGCAAUGAAUCGAAGCUUGUAAAUGAAUUACCGGGAAAUUUAAGAAAAGGGUUUACGAAACUUAUUCGUAAAAUAAUGCCCACACCUAUAUCAAUGAUUCAAAAAAUAUAUAGAGAAUUUGUACUAAAUUUUAAGAGGUAUGAAAUCGAAAUGAAAUCAGCCAAAUUAAUACAUGAUGGGGCUUGGAAAGAAUCAAAAGAAGAUAUCAAAUACAUGAUCAAAGAAAUUCUUAAUGUUUUGAAAGAUAUUUGGAAUAACUCAGUAUUUGAUCCUGAACUCGUAAAGAUAUUAAAUGAGAGGAUAUAUCAAUCAACUAUUAUUGUACCUGUUAUUUGA
Molecule: messenger RNA, 1038 nt
Organism: Ambispora leptoticha
Lineage: Eukaryota; Fungi; Glomeromycota; Glomeromycetes; Archaeosporales; Ambisporaceae
Source: the annotation of a GenBank genome assembly